GCAGCCAGGCCGGCUCGCCGCCCGCUCCAGUCCGCACUCCCGCCCGAACGCCGCCAGGACUCCAAGCGCAGCCGGCGCGGCCCCGAGCGCGCGCCCCUCCGCCCGCAGCCCGGGAGCUCCCCCGGGGCCCCGCCCUCCCGCGCGUGCUUCCCGCGGAGGCGCCGGGCCGCCUCGCCUCCCCCGCCCCGCGCCCGCCAACUCCCAGCUCGCGGCCCUGAUUGGCCGCCGCAUUCCCGCUCUCCUUCCCGAACCGCCAUUUUGAAAAUCUUGUUGAUUCUAGGGAGCAGAGCGCGCGGCGCGAGCGUCACGCUACACAGCGGUCCGCGCGCCUUCUCCUCAGCGUCGGCUGCCGCCGCCUCCCGGAGCCUCCUUGUUGCCUCGCGCGCCAGGCCCGCAGCGGCCGGGACCCGUGGUCCACAGUAUGUCUUCCUCAGCCCCCGCUGCGGAGGGCGAGGGAACCCCCGCCCAGCCCGCGUCGGAGAAGGAGCCCGAAAUGGCUGGCCCCCGAGAGGAGAGUGAGGAAGAGGACGAGGACGACGACGAGGAGGAGGAGGAGGAAGAAAAAGAAAAGAGUCUCAUCGUAGAAGGCAAGAGGGAAAAGAAAAAAGUAGAAAGAUUGACCAUGCAAGUCUCUUCCUUACAAAGAGAACCAUUUACAAUUGCACAAGGCAAGGGGCAGAAACUUUGUGAAAUUGAGAGGAUACAUUUUUUUCUGAGUAAGAAGAAAACAGAUGAACUUAGAAAUCUACAUAAACUGCUUUACAACAGGCCAGGCACGGUGUCCUCAUUAAAGAAGAAUGUGGGUCAAUUCAGUGGCUUUCCAUUUGAAAAAGGAAGUGCUCAGUAUAAAAAGAAGGAAGAAAUGUUGAAAAAAUUUAGAAAUGCCAUGUUAAAGAGCAUCUGUGAGGUUCUUGAUUUGGAGAGAUCGGGUGUAAAUAGUGAAUUAGUGAAGAGAAUCUUGAAUUUCUUAAUGCAUCCAAAGCCAUCUGGCAAACCACUGCCAAAAUCUAAGAAAACUUCCAGCAAAGGCAGUAAAAAGGAACGGAACAGUUCUGGAAUGGCAAGAAAGGCGAAGCGAACCAAAUGUCCUGAAAUUCUAACAGAUGAAUCUAGUAGUGAUGAAGAUGAAAAGAAAAACAAGGAAGAGUCUUCAGAUGAUGAAGAUAAAGAGAGUGAAGAGGAGCCACCAAAAAAGACAUCUAAAAGAGAAAAACCUAAACAGAAAGCUACUUCUAAAAGUAAAAAAUCUGUGAAAAGUGCUAAUGUUAAGAAGGCAGAUAGCAGCACCACCAAGAAGAAUCAAAGCAGUUCCAAAAAAGAAAGUGAGUCUGAAGAUAGUUCAGAUGAUGAACCUUUAAUUAAGAAAUUGAAGAAACCCCCUACAGAUGAAGAGUUAAAGGAAACAGUAAAGAAAUUAUUGGCCAGUGCUAACUUGGAAGAAGUUACAAUGAAGCAAAUUUGCAAAAAGGUCUAUGAAAACUAUCCUGCUUAUGAUUUAACUGAAAGAAAAGAUUUCAUAAAAACAACUGUUAAAGAGCUAAUUUCUUGAGAUUGAAAACAUAUGACUUGGUUCCAUAGAUACGAAGAUCUGAUUUAUACCAUUAUACCAGCAAAGAGAAUGUAUUUCCUUUUCUAAAUCUUUGUUAAGCAUUGUUAGUAGAACUUACUGUUGACCUUUUUAUCUUGAGUGUCACAUAAAUAUAAGUUUGCCGUUUUAAAUUGCAUUUCUAUGCAGUUUAGUUUAAAAUCUUGCAUGGUAGUUAUUUUUCCUUGCUUUUAUAGUUGUAUUUUGUAUAUUUUGGAUUUCUUUAUAUAAGGUUAUAGACUCUUGAACUGUUGUGGUUUUUAGUGCACUUAAUAUUAGCUUGCUUAAGUCAUACUUUUAAUCAAGUAGAACAGAAACUAUUAUAACUGGCAUUUAUACAUGCAGAGACUAUUGCAGUAUUUAGUAUAUGAACUAUUUUGGAUACAUAUCUCUUCCGUGUGAAAACUCAGUGGCACUAUAUUCAUCCUUACAAACUACAGCUGUCCAAAUGACUACCGUAGAACUUUUCUCCUGCAUGUAUAUAAUGUCAAAUUGUCAGCAUGACAAAAGUGACAGAUGUUAUUUUUGUAUUUUUAAAAACCAAUUUGUUGUAUAUAAAGUUUUUUAUUUCUUUUUUGCAGAUCAAUUUUUAAACUCAUGUAAGUAGGUAUCUUUACAGUUGUAAACUUUGAAAUGCUCAGUGUUCAGCCAGGCAGUAUGACAGAGCAGUGCAAGUUCAGUAAUGAAAACACUGAAGGAAUAGUCUUCCUGCUUUGCCUCAAAAGUGUCAUCAAUUUGUAGUAUUAGUGUUAACUCUGCAAAAAUUCUGUAGGUACAUUUUUAUAGUAAGGACAGACCAAAAUCAACACAUAUUCAAAAACUUUGGGGAGGGGUAGGAUUAAGUACAAGACAUUUGGCUUACAGUAAAUGAAGUGGUUUUUAUUAACUGCAUUUGCCCAUAUAAAAGCUACUGUAUUUACAGAAAACCUGGUCACCUUCAUAAUUGUGAUAAAAGUACCAGGUAUAGUGCCAGAAGAUAAUGCCAGGUAUCUCUAACAAAGUAUUUCUCAAAAAUGGUCAAGAUGUUUAACAUUUCUGGAAUCGGCUGUUGGGUUUUAAAUUUUGGCUAAUCAGGAUUCUAGGUGAUAAGCAACCAAAAUGUGGGCCACUCUUGAAUGAGAUUGUCUUUGAAAGGGACUGUUGUAAUCAGUUUAAGUAACCUCUGAAUUUUAAAAUAACAUGCUGCUUAUGACAGAAUUAGGUAUUUCAUGUACCAAUUAAGUGUUGAAAAAUCUGCAUCACAGAACAGAAAUAUGUAAAAAUGAUAUGUUGAAUGUUAACAGGUAUUUUCACAGGUUUGACUUGUUUCUUAAUGCAGUUACAUUAAGGAACUCUGUACUUAAUACAAAUGAAUGAAAUAAGCAACUGAAUGAGACCUAUGGAUUGGCCUUUGAUUUUAAAUUUGUUCUUAAAAAACUUGUCAAUAAAAAUAAAUCUAAAUCA
Molecule: messenger RNA, 3028 nt
Organism: Nycticebus coucang (slow loris)
Lineage: Eukaryota; Metazoa; Chordata; Mammalia; Primates; Lorisidae
Gene: DEK
Product: DEK proto-oncogene
Exons: 11
Coding region: 422-1549 (375 amino acids)
Biological process (GO): regulation of double-strand break repair; chromatin organization
Cellular component (GO): nucleus
Molecular function (GO): histone binding; DNA binding
Source: RefSeq, a predicted model, not a curated record